AUGCCCCCGUUAUUCAUGGAGUCCGGGUUGGACCUAAACAGGGUUGGACCUAAACAGCCGUCAGGUGCCAGCAACACCGCUGGAUCGGAGAGAGAAAAGGGGGGACGACGGGCGGGUGGCAGAGGGAGAAUAAGACAAGAGAACAACAAGACCGCUGCGAGGAAGAGCCGCAGGAAGCAAACGGAGAGAGCCGACGAACUUCACGAGGAGCUCCAGUGCAUGGAGCGAGCCAAUUCGGCCAUCAAAAAGGAGAUAGCGGCCUUGAAGAAAGACCUCCACCUCUACACCACAGCUCUGGAGCGCCACAAGCCUUUCUGCUGCCUCAGAGACUCGGCGUCAAACCCGACAGGCCGCCCCGCGGUCUCCCCCUCCAGCCCCCCCGGGGGCCCUUCCGGGGCCCCGCGCUCUGCGGUCACCCCUGCCCCCUCACUCUCUCACUCCUUGACCUCCCGCCUGGGUGUCCAAACCCGUGACUGCGUUGAAAGCACACAGCUCCCCUUUGUAAAUCCCCCUCCGCCAACCAGCGCAGCUCUGGACUUGCGUCACGGCGCGUCCGCCGAACCCUUCACCUCCGCCGAACCCUUCACCUCCUCCGAACCCUUCACCUCCUCCGAACCCUUCACCUCCUCCGGCUCUGUGACGGCUUCCAGCUCCGCCCCUUUCUCUGAAGGUUCUCUGUUUAGCAGCGAUCCCCCUCCCAUCGUCUCAUCCAGGCCGACGAACGGUUCGCCCUCGAGGUCCGGCGGCGUCCACGCGAGCUCUUUCACGCCGGCGAAUGCUCACUUCAGCCCCCUUCACCCCGGGGCGCUGGACGAAUUUCUAUCGACUCAAGCAUCUUUCCUUUAUGCUCCCUCUCCUGGAGGUCCCCUCGACCCGCGCUAUCCGCCGGUUGCGUCCCAGCUUUGUCCCGGUCCGUUCAGCAAAGUCUCACGGACUUCCGGCGUGUCGUGUUCUCUUUUACCGCCAACUCUUCAAGAUCCUUCUCCUCAGUCUCGCUCAGGGACGCCCCCCCUCUCUUUUUUGGCCUCGGAGCCAAGUUAUGGACAACAAGCCACGCUGAGUUGUGGCCCUCUGCUUUCCAUGCUCACUGUUCCGAGCGCCCUUUACAUGUCUCAGACUACCUCCAGCAGCUUCGAUGAACCAGUCCUGCAGAACCCCCCCUCACUGCCACCGUUGGGGGACACCUCGAGAGAUCUCUCCCUUUCUGAGCUCCUGGAGGUCAAUGAUUGGAUACUGAGUGGGUCCAUUCACCAGUAGCACUACAUGUCGAUGAGACAAAGGAAGACCAGUUUCCUUGAGCCCAAAUAGUUUUUAAUUUGUAUAUUUCUACAUCUAAUUAAUCAAACUUAAAGAACAAAAAAAGCCACUGAAAGAUUCAACCUGAUGGAUUCAUGCCUCUGUUGGGAUGUAUGUGAGCCGUGGGUGGGCUUUAACCAAGUUAAGGAGCAAAUGGUCACAGCUCAGGCAGAAAUAUCUCAACGUUUAGGGGUCAGGUUCCAAUAACCCUGCAUUCCCACAAUGCAACAUAUGACCUCUUUAAGUCAAAUGCUUGUAAGAGGCCGUGGCCUUCAAGCUCCUCCAAGUCUGUAACGUAGGUUUCCUCUUCUAAAUUUGACGCCUCGCGUUUCCCUUUAGACAGGGAGGCUCCAACACAUUCUGUACAGUGAGCAUUUAAUGAAUCCCUUGAACUAUACUAUAAAAUCCAUCGUCAUGCAAUCUUUCAGUUUGAGAUCACUCAGCACUAUUCGUUCCUUAAUCUGUAAACCAAACACAAUUUCAAGUUAUGCGUACGUUUUUAGAGCGGAUGGAGUGCUCACUUCCUUGCAACUUCAAGGAAAUGCCAUAAGGCGAAAUUUGCCAAAUGUG
This is a messenger RNA of Gasterosteus aculeatus aculeatus (three-spined stickleback), 1866 nucleotides long. It is a transcript of the gene batf2, whose product is annotated as basic leucine zipper ATF-like transcription factor 2. Gene Ontology annotation, biological process: regulation of transcription by RNA polymerase II. The record is from RefSeq and is a predicted model, not a curated record. NCBI's taxonomy places the organism in Eukaryota, Metazoa, Chordata, Actinopteri, Perciformes, Gasterosteidae. Gene Ontology annotation, molecular function: DNA-binding transcription factor activity, RNA polymerase II-specific; RNA polymerase II cis-regulatory region sequence-specific DNA binding. Gene Ontology annotation, cellular component: nucleus.